Messenger RNA from Schistosoma guineensis, 3571 nucleotides. Lineage: Eukaryota; Metazoa; Platyhelminthes; Trematoda; Strigeidida; Schistosomatidae. The record is from the annotation of a GenBank genome assembly.
AGUGUGUCAUCUUUUUCAAUCUCAAGGUUAUUAGUUGAUUGGUUAAUGAAAUCAAGAAGAGGUGUCUGAGGGGUUUACAAGUUGCUUUUUCCUUCUUUUGUCUUAAGAAUGUUUCGGAUUAGUGUUGUGAUCCUACUGUUAGCAGUUACUCACAGUGAAGUUGGUUUCGCACAUAAUAUGGAAAACCUCAAAGACCGCGUUAGAAAAAUAUUUUAUCAUGCUUACGAUAAUUACCUUAAGUAUGCAUAUCCCUUAGAUGAGUUAAGACCGCUUUCAUGCGAUGGGCAUGAUACAUGGGGGAGCUUCUCGCUGACACUGGUAGAUGCACUUGAUACACUUGUUAUAAUGGACAAUGUUACUGAGUUUCGUCGUGCUGCACGUGCUCUUCUUGAUCACUUAGAUUCUGAAAAAAAUGUCAAUGCUUCCGUUUUCGAAACUAACAUCAGAGUUGUCGGCGGGCUCAUCUCGGCUCAUCUUUUGUCACGCAGGGCCGGGUUUGAAGUAGAACCAUCUUGGCCGUGUUCUGGACCACUACUAAGGCAAGCAGAAGUGUUUGCUUCUAAGCUUUUGCCUGCUUUCGACACCCCGACCGGGAUGCCAUACGGUACUGUCAACUUCGAACUGGGUGGCGUUCCUAAAGGCGAGACUACAGUCACGUGCGUUGCUGGCAUUGGUACAUUUAUUUUGGAGUUUGGGGCACUAUCUCGUCUUACAGGAGAUCCCAGGUACGAGGCUGUUGCAACACGUGCUCUUAAAGCUAUGUGGAAAUACAGAUCUUCUCUUGGAUUACUGGGAAACCAUAUUGAUGUUAUCACUGGAAGUUGGACAGCCCGCGAUGCCACUAUUGGUUCAGGAGUCGAUUCUUAUUUCGAAUAUUUGGUUAAAGGUGCAGCACUAUUUCGCCUUCCUGAGCUGGAUUCCAUGUUUCGAGAGUACAGAUCAGCAAUAGAAAAGCAUAUUCGACAUGGUGAUUGGAAUCCAAUGAUAAACAAGGAUAAAGGUGGAGUUACAAUGGCAGUAUUUCAGAGUCUUGAAGCAUUUUGGCCUGGUUUAUUGGCACUUACAGGUGAUAUUGAGUGUGCUCGCAGACAUUUGAUUGCUUAUCAUGAAAUAUGGAGAAAAUAUGGAUUUCUUCCGGAGUUCUAUAGUUUAUCUGACGAAAAGGCUUACAAGGGUCGUGAGGCAUACCCAUUACGACCAGAAUUAAUUGAAUCUAUUCUCUACGUAUAUCGUGCGACACGUGAUCCUGCUCUGAUUGAUAUGGGCGUGGACAUUUUGACUUCAAUUGAAGUCUCAGCGCGUACACCUUGUGGUUUUGCGACGGUUUCAGAUGUUACAAAACAUACUUUGGAAGACAGAAUGGAGUCGUUUUUUCUAGCGGAAACAACAAAAUAUUUAUACCUAUUAUUUGAUGAAAACAACUUUAUACAUCAGUUACCAGGUGAAAAAACAUCGUUAGAAGGUUCUCGUUUACCGUCAGGACUUCAAUGUUAUCCAGAAUCAGGUGGUUACAUUUUCAAUACAGAAGCUCAUCCUAUUGAUCCUGGUGCUUUGAAUUGUUGUUUUGCGCCUCAAUUAGAUGAAGUUGAACAAGCAUCCAAAGUUGAAACAUUGUUCUCUGAUUCUAAUCAUUUUAAAAUGCUAAAUAAUCAUGAAUUUGACAGUGAUACUAAUACAUAUGAUCAAGUUACAGAAAUUGAUUUACUUUCUACCAUUGAUUCAGUUUUCGGUGAACAUGUUCAAUCUCAACUUGGUUAUUCAUUAAGUGAUUCCUUCGCUCGGAUAAUAAAUCAAUCAUCAUCUAAUUGUUUUAAUAAUGCAUAUUUUGAUUCUAAUAUAAUUGUUUCCUGGAUAGAACUUCGUGAAAUUAUCAAAUCCUCAGCUUUAGAGACUGAAAAAGAAAAUGAUAAAUUCAGUUUUUUGGAUUCAACUAAACCUCCACUACUCACUUGCCCAUAUCCAUCAUUUCAAAACCGAUUUGCUUUAUCCGGAUUAUUAACAUCAACAUAAUUUCAUUUCUACUUUCUAAGUUUUAAAGCUUGGUGGUUUUCGUGUAGAUAUUUUCUGUAUAGUUAGCUUUCUCCGUAGUGCAUUUUAUUUGAAAUUCCUAUCAUUUCAUAAUUCCUGUGAUAUACACUCAGAAAAAUAUACUAUAUACACCGCUGAUAUUCAGAACAUUUGCUCAAAAUCUUUAUGGAUUAUAACCAGUUAAUAGCAUAUCAGUAAAUUCUGUCAUUUUUAACUAGCGUUAUUUGUUUUUUCCAUGUUAUUAGCCCUGUCGUUCAAGUUACUCAUUCCCUUCGUUUGACCUGGAGAUAUAUUCUCUUUAAGAGCUUGAUGUGUGAUAAUUUCCUCUGUGAAACAUGUCAUCAGAUGCUGCUCUACUUUUGUUAGCGGGACAAUGAUUGAAGUAAAGCAUAUCCUUGAUAUGAAAUAUCAAGGAUACUAUAUUGAUCAAGUUUGGAUGGAAUAUAUAUGAAUUCAAAAUAUCAAAAAAAGUUCAAAAUAUACAUUCUAUUAAAUAACAAAUGUGAAAAUACAGAAUAUACAAGUUUUUAUAAUGUAUAAGUAGUAUAAAGUAAUUUUCAUCUCCAUUAUCGACGAUAACGAAAUCGUUUAAAAUGAAACCAUAAUUGAAAGAUAUUAUUUUGAAAUUGACAUCGAAAUCCAUGUUUAUACGAAUAUUCCCAUUCACGAUUAACAAUUUUAAAUGCAAUAUCUUCAUAUGGUGGUCCAGCGAUAAAACGUAGAAUAGCAAAAUCUUUCUCUGCUUCACCGCAUGAUGUUAAUGUAUAAGUUGGUGUUUUAGUUUUGUCAAUUAAAUCCGGAUAAAAAACAUUGAAUUUAUAGCCUUGAACAAUUUUAGGCGGUGGAUUAUCUAAAUCAUAAUGUGUUUGAUUAUAUUUGUUCCAUACAAAACCAGUAUGAACACGAUUAAAGAAACGUGGUUUUCUUGGUCUAUAUUUAUCGGACCAAAGGAAAGAUUGAUCUUCAACUGGAAUCUGGACGACAAAAUGAAACAAUAGAUAAAUUUAUAAUACGCAUCAUGGGUGAAAUAAAGACAUGUUGUGGUUUAGAUCAUAAGCUGAUUUCAGUUAGAAAAUCACUACAUCCUCCCAAAAAACAUUGGACAAUUAUUUUGUCCUAGUACAAAAUUUCUUUGUGGUAGGUGAUGAGUACUCGAGGCGCUGCCAGCCACAGAAUCCAGGACCUUGUGCCCAAGGUGUUACCCUUCAACUAAUUAGUUUUCGACAAAUGCUUUAUACUUCUAAAUGGUUAAUUUGCAACAUAACCCAACCAUUACCAUCGAAGACAACUGACACAUAUGAACUUCAAUGAUCACAGAUUUUUACUAGAACUUCAGAAAUUCUUCAACAACACUUUGCAUAACAGACUGACUAAUAGUAGCCGAACUACGACCUCUGGUAUCGGCACCGCAUGCACCAGCGACUCCACUAUUUUCUUCUAAUCGACGCAAUUUAUUUAAUUCAUCUUCAACAACAGUUGUAAUAUCACGCCAAUAUUCUGCAUUACAACCUUUUUCUAAUUCCAUAUACACUACCUAUAGUUC